AUGCCAAGUCUUGAGGUAUGCCAGUCAAGCGAGGGAGUACCACUCAGCUUCGGUCGUAGCGCUGGACUACGAGCUAGGAAAGCUAUCACUGAACUUUCACGACAUGCCCCUGCAAUGCAUAUUUGGUUAUUGAUAUUCCUUGCGAUGACUACAUGCGGUCGGAUUCACCUUCUUGAUCGACGUUUGAAAAAAGCCGAAGGUGACCUCCAGUACAUGCGAGUACACCUGAACUCCCAAACUUCAAGUGGCGACACAGCUUCCAUGGUGGAACUUCAAACCCCUAACCCCGACGUGCAAGGAGCGGUGCCAGUAGCAACAGAUGGCCAAAGAGACUUUGCUUUUCUAAAAACUGGAGGAUAUGUGAUUCAAUCCUUGACUUCACCCUCCUUUGUUCCCUCUACAACUUGGAGACAGUGUCUCUCUUGGUGGAGAGCAUUACGUGGAUCCAACUUACAGGCGAGUUUACCAGAAAUUGCACUGAAAGGUGAUGGUUCAGCCGGAAACUGUUGGCCUUUGGAAGGACCAGUUGGACAGCUAGGGAUAGGCCUCAGUCGAACCAUUGACAUCACCUCCUUGUCAAUUGAACACAUUGGAGCGCAAUUAGCGCAAAAUGACAUCACCGCGGCACCUAGAGAAUUCGAACUUUGGGGCCUCGAUGACAAUCACAAUCAAUCAGCGAACGGGACUCUUUUGUUCAAAGGAGUAUACAGCAUCUCUAGCCCCAGCUCACCCUUACAGAAUUUCGAAAUACCAAGAACACAUCCUUUGGUGUACAGUAAAGUACUUUUCAAAAUCACCUCAAACUAUGGACACUCUGGAUAUACGUGCAUUUAUCGGGUGAGGAUACACGGGAAGCCAAUUGCUGGAAAGGAUAUAUAA
Messenger RNA from Melampsora larici-populina 98AG31, 879 nucleotides. RefSeq lists its product as uncharacterized. The record is from RefSeq and is a predicted model, not a curated record. Lineage: Eukaryota; Fungi; Basidiomycota; Pucciniomycetes; Pucciniales; Melampsoraceae. The coding region runs from base 1 to 879 and encodes 292 amino acids. The transcript has 3 exons. Gene Ontology annotation, biological process: nuclear envelope organization. Gene Ontology annotation, molecular function: protein-membrane adaptor activity. Gene Ontology annotation, cellular component: meiotic nuclear membrane microtubule tethering complex; nuclear envelope.